UUUGACUAUGGUCGCAUCCAAGUCGGUUCCCGCGAGUCCAUCGGGAUUUGUCUGGGAGAUGAACUCUACUUAUUAACAAUUUCUAUUUCGCUAAAUUUACGUUUAAAGCCGCAGAUUUUCUCAAAUCGUACCGAGAUUUGGUUGCCGCUUUCGUUAUUUUCUUGGGUUGUGGUGGGAUUUGUCAUUCUCUUCUUUCAGUUUUCCUCCCCAGAAUUACAGUUUGGUUCUUCAAAUGAGGCUUCCUUUUUUUGGAUUAAUCGGAAUGCUUCUUCUUUUUGCUUUUGUUUCUACUUUCUGGUCUUUGAGCAACGGAAAUACAAACAAGGAGAAAACUCUAGCUAUUAUAAAACCAGAUGGAUUGCUUGGUAACUACACAGAUGACAUCAAGAAAACAGUUCUAGAAUCUGGUUUCCGCAUCUUUAAGGAAAAGAGAGUUCAACUUGAUGGGGACACCGUAGCAAGAUUUUAUGCAGAGCACUCUUCUAAAAGUUUCUUUGCCAGCCUUGUAAAGUACAUGACAAGCGGACCAGUAUUAGUUAUGAUUUUGGAGAAGGAAAAUGCUAUUGCUGAUUGGCGUGCUUUAAUGGGGCCGACUGAUGCACGCAAGGCUAAGAUUACUUACCCUCACAGCCUCAGAGCAAUGUGUGGUCUGGACACUGAAAGGAAUUGUGUACACGGAUCCGAUUCUCAUAAAUCUGCACAAAGAGAAAUAUUAUUUUUCUUCAGAGAGCUGUCUACAGAUGUGGUUACUGAACAUGAUGAACUGUAGCUGGUAAGGAUUUGAAGCAGACAGGCAAUUUUCUUGCGGAGCUAACUUUUUUGGUGCGCAUUCAUGCGCUGCACAGAAUUGUUUCAAUUCCUACUGGUCUUAGAUUUGCUUGAUUUUUUGUCAAACUGAGUUGAGCGGAUUCGAAAAGGUUGAAUCUAUUUUAUAGUUGUAACUUGAAGAUGAAAUUUUUACCCAAAAAAUAUGAUUCAUAUUUAGCCCAAAAAAAAAACAAUUUAAC
Molecule: messenger RNA, 1007 nt
Organism: Prosopis cineraria
Lineage: Eukaryota; Viridiplantae; Streptophyta; Magnoliopsida; Fabales; Fabaceae
Product: probable nucleoside diphosphate kinase 5
Exons: 6
Coding region: 233-769 (178 amino acids)
Biological process (GO): CTP biosynthetic process; UTP biosynthetic process; GTP biosynthetic process
Molecular function (GO): nucleoside diphosphate kinase activity
Source: RefSeq, a predicted model, not a curated record